Messenger RNA from Vombatus ursinus (common wombat), 2186 nucleotides. RefSeq names its product ATPase family AAA domain-containing protein 5-like. NCBI's taxonomy places the organism in Eukaryota, Metazoa, Chordata, Mammalia, Diprotodontia, Vombatidae. The transcript has 4 exons. The record is from RefSeq and is a predicted model, not a curated record. Gene Ontology annotation, molecular function: DNA binding; DNA clamp unloader activity. Gene Ontology annotation, cellular component: nucleus. Bases 553 to 1389 code for a protein of 278 amino acids.
CAGUAGAGUCAGAAGGGCCAUGCUUGGCCACACUUUGAAGUGAUGGUUUGUUAUGCAGUUGUUGAGGGGAAACAAUAACAGAUCCUCUUAAACUCUGACCCCAUAGGAGAGAGUGAUGGGAGUGCCGAGCUCAUUUGCUCUCAAACAGACGCUCGCCCUAAAAACCAUCCCCACACUCACAAGGAUCCUGCUGACCUUCCAAAGUGUGACAUUGGCUGUGCGGAGAGUCUGCUUGGAGUGAAGAACAUAGCACUUCCAUCUGAAGAUUUGUUUUCCUUUAUAAAGCAUAAAAUCGCAACAUGGGAAGACUGGAAUAAACUCAUUCAGCUCCUCACUGAAUUCCAAAAGCAGAAUGUCGAUUUUUUGUAUAGUAAUCUUGAAUUCAUUCUGCCAUUGCCAGUUCACAUCAUUCCAGAAUCAAAAGACCAUGGUAUUUUGCCUGUAACUUCAUGUGCCCCACCAGCGAGGAAGAAUGAGAAUCCUCUGAAAACCCAGCACUCUGAAGAAGGCAGUUCUCUGGUAAAGGCCAAGAAGACGAGGCGUCAGAAGAAGAUGAUCACGUUGGAUGACAGCGACUUGUUUGACACUAGUUUGAAUUAUUCCGAUGAAGGUGUUAGUUGGCCAUCAGCCAUUCCACCCUCAAGCUCAGAAGAGAGUAGCUCUGCCCUCAAACCGAGUGCCAAAGGGAAGAAAAAGAAACCCUUGGAAUCCAACCUAUUUGUUUCUCUUCCUCCUGAAACUCUGGACCAACAAAAAUGCCCUGCUCUUGUUUCUCAUUGUUUAAAUUCACUAACUGAAUUUAUGGAUAAUAUGUCUUUCUUAGAUUCCCUUUUACCUGAUCGAAGGGAACAAAAAGAAUUUGGUAAAAAUGAAGACUUUAACUGGACGAAUGGCAAGGUCAAAAAUGGCCUUUGUGAUGAGUUUAGGCAAGAGCCCAGUGAUGGCUGCACUUGCCGAGGCUCAGAAGAGCUGAAGGCGGUCGUGGAAGCGCUCAGUUUUACCAAGUGCUGUUCCAUGAUUUCAGAAGUUUUGGAAACUUCUUUGAACUCUUGCAAGAAGUUAGGAAAAGAUCCAACCAGGGACCUCACUUUGUGUAUUUCAGAACAGAGAAAUAACGCGUACUUCAGUCAGUCUGCCGCAGAUGUGGGCAAAGCACAGAAGAGGUUGGCAGUCGUAAAAGCUGUAUUUUCUGGUAAGUCUCUUCUAAACCUGGGGAGCAGCAGGCAGGCCAGCCUCGCUGAAUACUUACCGGCCCUCCGGAGCAUCUGUAGGACGGAGAAGUUAAAAGAACAAGAAAGGAAUAAGAGAAGGUUCCUGCACUAUUUUGAAGGAAUUCAUCUUGACAUACCCAAAGACACUGUGAGCCGUUUGGCAGCUGACUUCCCCUAGUGUUCUGUGCUGAUGGUGCCAUGUACAGUAAAAGAUACUGAUUACAGUUUGAUAGUUCAUUGAUUUUCCUGUGUCAUUAAAUUUCUUCUUGAUGUACAGUAAAAAUAGACUUUGUAUAUUUUAUAUUUGUUUGCAAGUAUUUAAAAUAACAGAAAGCCUGGGUUACAAACUGUAUAUUUGGUUGUGAUAGCUCUUCUUUAGACUGAUGUUUUUGUACUUUUCUCUUGUCUGAUCUGACCUUUUUUUUUUAAACUUUAUUUCUUUGUGGAUGAGUAUGUUAUUUCUUCUGGAGUGUAGAUUUAACCCAGAUGUGUCCAGAAAUGUUUGUGUUCCAAGUUAUUCUCAAAAAUUUUCUCCUUCACUGCCACCCUGUUCCACUGACAGGACCAGGGCUUCUUUUAAUUUAAUUAUGAAUUUCAGUAGCAGGACAAUUUCUUCCAAAAUAGAUUUUGCAGAAUUCACCCCCAGCUUGUUUGACUUUGUUGUUGAAAACAUGCAUGUUGCUAAUUUAAGACUUUUAGAACCACGUACCAUAGACAUACUUUGAAGAGAACUUAAUUUCAAGAGUGAAGGAAUUGACUUUAAUUCUAAAAUGGAAGUUUUCCCUAUUGCCUUGAUAUUUAGUGAUAUUGGAUUAUCUAGACAGUGGAGUUUUAUAAAUAUUUUUCUGCUAUCAUCUUUGUCAACCUACCAAUUGUUUUGUACAUUUUUCUACCUUUUUAUACCUUUGAUGUGUAAUAUUUCAUAAAGAUUUUAACAAAGUUUCAUAUGACUGAACAUUUUAUAUACCUUUUUCA